Molecule: messenger RNA, 2741 nt
Organism: Juglans regia (Persian walnut)
Lineage: Eukaryota; Viridiplantae; Streptophyta; Magnoliopsida; Fagales; Juglandaceae
Product: putative receptor like protein 25
Exons: 1
Coding region: 1234-2613 (459 amino acids)
Molecular function (GO): protein binding
Source: RefSeq, a predicted model, not a curated record
UCUCUCGCUCUUUCCUCUCAUGUCUAAACAUUUAUAGUGCAAGCCAUUUUUAAAAAAGUUAUGGACAUCUAUUCCUAUCAUCACUUCAUAUUCAUGCGCCUGCUUUUCCCUUUGAUCCCAUGCCUCCUUCUCUUCUUACUCCCUCUCUCUUUGUCUUAUAAUCUGCUUCCACUUUGCCAUCAACAAGAGAGGGUAGCUCUGAUGCAAUUCAAGGAUAGUUUUAUCAUACAAAACAACUCUUUUUGUGAAUACAGUAUUGAGGGGGAAUAUCCUGCGGAGGUUGCAUCAUGGAGAAUAGAUGGAAACAAUACCAAUUGUUGUGCUUGGGAUGGGGUUGAAUGCAACCAAGACACGGGUCAUGUCAUUGCCCUCAACCUUAGUAGCAGUUGUCUCUAUGGUUCUAUCACCUCCAACAGUAGUCUCUUCCGCCUUCUUCAUCUUCAAAACCUUACUCUUGCUAAUAAUGACUUCAAUCACUCCCAAAUCCCAUCUGGGAUUGGUAAUCUUUCAAGCCUAACACAUCUGGACCUCUCCUUCUCCCAGUUUUCAGGACCAAUCCCCUCUGAAAUUCAAUACCUAUCCAAGUUGUCUUAUCUUCGGCUGUAUUCUUCUUUUGAUGAUUUAUAUACCGAAAGUCUGACAAGUUUAGUGCAAAAUUUAACCAACCUUGAAGAUCUUGAGUUUUUUAGUAUCAACAUAUCCUCCACUGUACUUGAAAGUCUGGCAAAUUUAUCUUCUUUAAAAGCUCUAGCUCUGGUUGACUGCGGACUGUAUGGGCGAUUCCCAACCAAAAUAUUUCAGUUACCACACCUAUGAGGCCUAUCUGUUACAAACAAUGAAGAUCUCACAGGUCAUUUGCCCGAAUUUCAAACAAACUCUCCUCUCAAGUAUUUAUAUCUUAGCAACACAAAUUUCUCUGGUAAUCUACCUGCUUCAAUUGGAAACCUUAAUUUCUUAACUGGCUUCUCAAUUUCCAAUUGUAAUUUUUCAGGAACCAUCCCAAAUUCGUUCAGUAACCUUACCCAACUCACUUCCCUAGACCUUUCACAAAACUCAUUCAAUGAUUUGUCGUGGCUCACCAGAGCUAGUUCAAACGACAUUCUUCCACAGUUUGUACUUUUAGGAUUGGCUCAUCUCAACUUAACCAAGUUCCCAGAUAUAUUACGAAACCAAAGUAAAUUGUCGUGGCUAGAUCUAAAAGGCAACAAUCUCCAAGGCUUGAUACCCAAAUGGAUGCAUAAUGUAAGUAAAGAAUCUCUGCAAUAUUUCUACCUUUCUAACAACUUUCUCAGUGGCCUUGAAGAUUCUCCGACAAUUAUCCCAUGGCAAAAUCUAGACGAGUUUAACCUUAAUAAUAACAUGAUGCAUGGAUCGCUCCCAAUUCCACCACAAUCCCUAAGGUUUUAUUUCGUCAGCAAUAAUUCAUUCACCGGAAGGAUUUCACCAUUUAUUUGCAAUAUGAGUUCACUUGAAGUGCUUGAUUUGUCCUAUAACAAUUUGAGUGGCAUGAUUCAUCCAUGUAUAGGCAACUUGAGUCAAUCUUUGUCAAUGCUACAACUACAAAGCAACAACUUUAGCAACACCAUCCCAAAAACAUGGGCAAACGGAUGCAGCUUAAAGAUGAUUGACUUGAGUCAAAACCAGUUACAUGGUCAUUUGCCAAGAUCUUUGGCCAACUGUAUUGAGCUUGAGUAUCUUCAUGUUAGCCGCAAUCAAAUCAAUGAUACCGAUCCCUUUUGGUUGGGAACUCUUCAAUACUUGAAGAUUCUUGAUCUCCAUUCUAAUGGCUUCCACGGUGCAAUAAAGAGUCUGGAAACAAAUUACACAUUCUCCAAUUUGUGUAUCAAUGACCUCUAUCAUAACCAUUUGUCUGGGAAUCUAUCUGCAGGAUACUUCACACAAUGGGAUGCCAUGAAGUCCGUUGGUGCAAAGAAUUUACAAUACAUGGGUGACUGGGUCUACUAUUCAAUUAUAAUAACGAUAAAAGGUGUGGAGUUGGAGUAUAAGAAGAUCCAAGAUGGCCUCAGAGUCAUAGAUUUCUCAUGCAACAGAUUUGAAGGAGAUAUUCCUGAAAUACUGGGGAAUCUAGAAGGACUUCAUGCCCUGAACCUUUCCAAUAAUGCUUUCACUGGUCAUAUCCCAUCAUCCUUUGCGAACUUGACACAGCUAGAAUCAUUAGACCUUUCUCAAAACAAAUUGUCCGGAGAGAUACCUCCUGAAUUAGUCCAGCUCAAUUUCCUUUCAAACUUUACUGUGUCACAUAAUUGCCUCACUGGACCAAUACCGCAGGGGCAUCAGUUUGGAACAUUUCCAAAUACUUCAUUCGAAGAUAAUCGAGGACUGUGUGGAAAGCCGUUGUCCAAAAUCUGUGGAGAUUCUGACAUUUCAACACCUCCACCUUCAGCCUUUGGAGAGAAUCAGGGUCCCAAAUUGUUCUUUGAAUUUGGUUGGAAAGUAGUUGUGAUGGGAUAUGGAUGUGGAUUCGUAUUUGGAGUUGUUAUCGGGCACAUUGUGACAACCAGAACGCAAGAUUGGCUCAUUAAGACUUUUGGCAAGAAGCAACACCAAACUCGAAUAAGCCGGGUGAAUCGUGGGGUGAAUCGUAGGAAGUAGUAAAUGAAACAUAGUCAUGUAAUAUGUUUUCAAAAAGAUACAAAUGUAUCAUUUAUGUUUUCUAGCUUUAUUGUAUCUUAUUGGAUAGAAUUGGCAGUCAAUCUAUACAAAGCUCAACAUUUUGCAUA